AUGAUCCCUGGAGGCUUGACGGACGCCAGACCUGCCACUCCAGAAAUCCAAGAGAUUACUGACCAGGUCAGAGCACAGCUUGAGGAGAAAACCAAUGAGAAAUAUGAAAAAUUUGAAGCCGUCGAGUACAAAACUCAAGUCGUUGCUGGAAUCAAUUAUUUCAUUAAGGUGGACGUAGGCGAUGGUCAUUACAUGCACUUGAAAGUCUUUCGAGGUCUUAAUCGACAAAAUGAGCAUUUGGAACUUAGUGGCUACCAGACUAACAAAACCAAGGAUGACGAACUGACCUACUUCUAA
Messenger RNA from Peromyscus eremicus (cactus mouse), 297 nucleotides. It is a transcript of the gene Csta, whose product is annotated as cystatin A. NCBI's taxonomy places the organism in Eukaryota, Metazoa, Chordata, Mammalia, Rodentia, Cricetidae. Gene Ontology annotation, molecular function: cysteine-type endopeptidase inhibitor activity. The coding region runs from base 1 to 297 and encodes 98 amino acids. Gene Ontology annotation, cellular component: cytosol. The transcript has 3 exons. The record is from RefSeq and is a predicted model, not a curated record.